Molecule: messenger RNA, 2838 nt
Organism: Porites lobata
Lineage: Eukaryota; Metazoa; Cnidaria; Anthozoa; Scleractinia; Poritidae
Source: the annotation of a GenBank genome assembly
GGAAGUGAAACGCAAAAGCAAAUACAAGCGAGCAGAAAGGGAGCUAAUGAGGUUUAUGAGGUUUAUAACCUGAAAAACGUUGUUAUAAAAGCAUGAUCUCGCGAGUAUGGUGUGCUCUGGUCGCUGCUCAGCUCGGGUUUGGAGCUUAUGGCGUGAUUGUUACUGUUUUUGCAAAAGAUAGCAAAGCCGAUCCACUUGUGUUUUGCCUUCUCCAAGAUGCUGGGGCUUUCCCUGUAAUGUUGAUAGCAGCGUUUUGCAUCGAAGGAAAAGUUAGUGUACCUUCCCUGAGGUAGGCUUUAAUGUGUUAUAUCUUCGAUCUAGCUUGAGUAUUUUUAUUUUGCUCAUGGGGACAUGUUUUCCCGGAGACUUAAAAUGCUGCUAAGGAACAGACCAAGGCUGCGAAAUAUGUUGUUUUUAACGCGAGAAAAACAUGAAUAUCUCCACCCUGCUUCGUUAUUUAAUUCAGAACUUGAACAAACUUUGUGAUAUCGGUCGUGUUAUUGAGUUAAACUUUUUAAUAAUAAGCCUGAGUAGAGCAGGCGUUUUAUACGAACGCUUGAUUGUUUAAAAUUCGAUCGCGUUAGGCGCCAUUUUGGCAGCAAUUAAAAAUUGGACUCCUUGGACUUCGGGAAGCGGCAGGGGUAUUUUGCAGAACGCCGAAUGCAGAACACCGAAUGACUCUGAAGUUUGGUGAUUAGGAUUAGGAAUCUGAGUGAACUAAGUUUCAGGUCAGAUUUUUUAGUACAACGACCCUGAAUGGAACCUGAUUCACUCAGUUUCUUAACCCUCUUCACUUAAACUUCAGAGUCAUUCGUCGUUCUGCAUUUGGCGUUCGGUGAAUGUAGAACACCGAAUGACUCUGAAGUUUGGUGAUUAGGGUUAGGAAACGGGGUGAAUUAUGUUUCAGGUCUGUUUUGCCAGUUUUUAUGACGCUAAGUGGAACUUGAUUCACUCGGUUUCCUAACCCCAAUCACUAAAUUCAAAGCCAUCCGGUGUUCAGCAUUCUGCAAAAUACCCUGCCGUUGGGGAAGGGAUGGUAAGAGGACAACAGAAAUGUCUCCUAGCAAAGCCUAUGAAAUGGCCCAUUUUACAGUUACGGUAUGAAUGAGAAAGGGGAUGGAAUUGAUCUUGUUGUGAUACAACCCUUCCUGCGUUCUGAUGUAAAUCAUGUUGUUCUCAUACUAGCAAGUCGUUAUCAAGCAUAAUUAAAUUUAUUUCCAUAAGAAAACAAAGAAGGUUUGUAUCAAAACAAGGUCAACCUCAGCCUUACUUCACUCGAAGGUUGGGGAGUUAAACCCACAAAUAGAAAAUUGUCUUUUACAGAAUACACCCAAAUUGGUUGUGCUUGAUUGCUUUUGCAGAAAUACAUAAACAGACUUUGAAAAUUGAGUUUGUUUUCAGUGAAAGCCAGAAAUUUACUUCCGCCAACUACAUUGACACAUGCAUUUGAUAAGUCUUGUUUAAUCCAAUAGGAUAUGCUGCUGUGCUUUGUACUUGCUGAUUCUUUUCUUUUUCGUUGUCAUUAACCUGGACUUUGUCUUAGUCCAUAAGAUUACAUGCAAAAGAAAACGAACUUUGCCAAUAUCCAGCCAUCUUGAUGUCAUGCAUGAUCAAUAACACAUAUUUUAUGUGAUAUUGUGUACAGUAUAAUUUAUAAUAAAAUAGCACAGAUUAGUGCAUUUUUUUCAGUAGAGAUGACAGUUUUAUACGAAAACCCUUUGUUUUUCUUGCAGAAGCAUCCCACUGCUGAUGGUCCUUGGUUUUACAGGAAUGUUUGUUGGCCAGCUGCUCUAUCUUUUGGGCAUUUACUUAACAAAUGCUAAUCUUGCAUCCAUGUUUCAGCCGUCGGUGCCAGUGUGGAGUGCGCUUCUCACCAUACUGUCAGGAGUAGAACCACCUCCUAUGUUCACAAAACCUCAUGGUGUGGCCAAAAUUUUUGGCAUUUUCUUAGCAGUUACUGGAGCUGUGACAAUGACCAUUGCAAAGCUUGGAGGUGAAGACAGUCCUAAUGAAGAGUCUUGGUUCGCCAGCGGCACAUCUGUUGGUAGUCAGUUCGUGGGUUGUAUCUGUCUCCUUGUCCAAGUCGCAAGCACUGCAACGUAUUAUGUAAUUCAGAAGAAGUACAUAUUCAAUCAACCAUACUCUGUUUGGAAGAACCAGCCAAUUGCCGUUACUGCCUGGAGCUACUUAUUUGGUGCCCUUUUCAUGGCUCUUGCAUCACUUUCUUACAUCAAUCACCUGGAGAAGUUUGCCAGUUUCUCUACAGAGGCCUUCUACUGCCUUGUGUACGCCAUCUUUAUCACAUCGACAAUGUGCUACUUGCUGUUGUCAUGGUGCAACAUGCAGGCUCCAUCCACCAUAGUCACUGCGUCAUGGCCUCUGCAGUCCCUAUUCUGUGCACUUUUUUCAUUUAUAUUUCUUCACAAGUCACUGCAGCUGAUGGAGUUUUUUGGAGGCAGCUUCAUUGUUUGUGGCCUUGCAGCAGUUUUGUGGUCAAGCUAUACAGAAGACAGGGAACUCAACAUGCAACUCAAUGAAAGGAACACAAAGGCCAAGCUACCUCAUAAUUUGGACUGGAAAUUCUCUGAAGCUAUAACUGACGGUUAUGUGGUGGUCCCUAACGAUGACAAUGAGUAACUUGCACAUAAUAGAAUACUACACAUUAUAUUGUCAAAUGUUCUGGGUUUCCAUUCUAACGACACAUUGGUGUACAUUGUACCUAGAGUAAAAGAGGUUAUUGUUUCCUUAUAAGCAAAACAUUUGCAUAGGAAUUGUUUUUAGUCAUGAUUGUGUUUCAGAAACAACUGCAAUGGAAUCAUAAAGCUUAUUAGAUUAUUU